CGAUUUCUCGUUAGCUCGAAUGGAAAUGUCCGUCUCUGACAGAUUUUUAUUUGUUGUCUGAGUGAAUGAGAGAUUGAGAGCAGGAAGUACCAAUAUGAGAUAAUAAUUAAGUUUCUGGUUUAAAUCUUGGGUCUGCGCUGGGUUUGACGACUAACAAUACAGGCCCGAACUGGCAGCUGAUGCUCGGUAUUUCUUUGUGAAACCCCCUCAGUCGAGAUCUUCGGCAGAUAUAGUGUCUCGCAUAUGGAUAUUAAUCCUGGUGGUUCUUGCACUAAAACUACACAUUUAACCACAAUGGAGAGUUGACAAAAAAUGGACGGAGACAGUUCUACCACCGACGCCUCCCAGCUGGGCAUUACUGGAGAGUACAUGGCGGGAAGUCACUACGUCCUGCAGUCUCAGGACGAUGACGGAGACGAAGGAAUGAACGAUCACGAAGAUGGCAACGGCAGCAAGGACAACUUCCGCGAACAGGACAUUUACCUCCCCAUCGCCAACGUGGCCCGCAUCAUGAAAAACGCAGUUCCUCAGACAGGAAAGAUAGCGAAGGAUGCUAAGGAGUGCGUGCAGGAGUGCGUGAGCGAGUUCAUCAGCUUCAUCACGUCGGAGGCCAGCGAGCGCUGCCACCAGGAGAAGCGCAAAACCAUAAACGGCGAGGACAUCCUGUUCGCCAUGUCCACGCUGGGCUUCGACAUGUAUGUGGAGCCACUGAAACUCUACCUGCAGAAGUUCAGAGAGGCCAUGAAAGGAGAGAAGGGAAUCACACCCGUGUCUGUGAGCGAGGGUCUUGGAGAGGAGCUCACAGACGACAGCUUCACAAACCAGCUGCCAGCAGGUCUCAUCACAGCUGAUGGACAGCAACAGAACGUCAUGGUGUACACCACCUCUUACCAGCAGAUCCCUGGGGUACAGCAGAUUCAGUUCUCCUGAUGGGACUUCCUGUUCCUGAGAGCAGGGCUGAGGAGCCGAAGAGGGGGGUAUCUGUGUGCCAGACAGAGGUCAGAGGUCAACAUCACUGCCCUGGCUGCUGGUGUGGGGAUUUGUGCUACCCUGCUGUGUAAAUUUUACAAGCCCAUUCACAAAGUUUAGUAGUGAAUUACCCUGAGGUUGGGACUAAAUCCCUGUCAGUAAGUUUAGGUGUUUUUUUGUUUUGUUUUUGAGUACUUAGUUUGUGGAUUUAUUUUCCCUUAAUUUUGUACAUUACUUGUUUGGAGUUUUAUCCAAGUUUAGAGUGGCUGAAGUUGACACUGCAACAGGAGCCUUUGUCAGCUCCUCCUGUUCUUUACGUUAAAAAAAAACAAAAAAGAGGAAAAAAAAAUCCCCUUUGUUAGAGCAACAGGGGUACGCUCUUAAUUUCAUAUUGAAUCAUGUUACACUUUUUGUAAUUUGAGUAAGAAUACCAUGUGAUUUCAUGUUAAUCCUUUUAAUAAAAAUGCAAAUGUUACACG
Anguilla anguilla (European eel) is the source of this 1448-nucleotide messenger RNA. Its product is annotated as nuclear transcription factor Y subunit beta-like. The coding region runs from base 313 to 930 and encodes 205 amino acids. NCBI's taxonomy places the organism in Eukaryota, Metazoa, Chordata, Actinopteri, Anguilliformes, Anguillidae. Gene Ontology annotation, biological process: regulation of transcription by RNA polymerase II. The record is from RefSeq and is a predicted model, not a curated record. Gene Ontology annotation, molecular function: DNA-binding transcription activator activity, RNA polymerase II-specific; RNA polymerase II cis-regulatory region sequence-specific DNA binding; protein heterodimerization activity. Gene Ontology annotation, cellular component: CCAAT-binding factor complex; nucleus. The transcript is spliced from 7 exons.